UUUUGCUUUUCCGGCUAAAAAACAAACAAAUAAUAAAAGACAAAAGGCGGAGAGAGACGAAGAAGAAGAUGAAUCAAAAUCAAUCGUCUUCCACGCCGUCCGUUGUCAAAGAGUCUCCUCUCAAUUCCAUGGAAAUCGAGGUCUCUAGCUCCACUCCUGAUACAGUCGAGUCAGAUAAUAUCCGUGUCAAGCGGAAGACGUUACAGACCUUGCUCCACGAUUGCCAGCGAGCUCUCGAGCUGCUCAAUCACGGCGAUGGAAUCGAAACCAGUGGUUCUCAGGAGGAUCAUAUCGACUCACCGGAGAUGGAAGAAGAAGAGAUUUCUUCUUCUGAUCCUGAAGCUGAUAAAUUAUAUGAUCUCAUCAAGUCUAGAGUUGAAGGUCAUGACUUUCGGGAAAAGAUUGAGUUAGCUCAAGUUUCUCUUCUCCAAGACCCUCUUCCUGAAGAUGGUAGUAGCUCAUGGGACGUAGUUAGUGAAGAUGAUUUAUGGGGUGAGGAGGGUGAAACGGAAGAUGAUGAUUAUGUUGUUGUUAGGGAAGAAGAUAUAGCUGAUGGUAUUGCGUGUUUCAUGGCUACUUAUUUAUCUUCCCUUAAGCAGACUAAGGAUAUAUCACCUGAUCAGCUUCAGAAAGCACUUAGCACGAUGUUUUCAGUGAAGAAACGAAAGGGGAAGCUUCGAAAAGCAUGGGAAGGAAGUAAAGUUAUUUACAACGUUGCAUCCUGGAGCGCAACUGCUAUAGGGAUAUAUCAAAACCCAAUGAUCCUGAGUAUUGCAUCCAAAGCCUUCUGGGUGUCUUGCAAGGCCAUAUCAAAGCUUGUCUGAAUUGGAAAGACACAUCUCACUCACAUUCCUGCUCAUAAGUUAAAACAUCCUCAACUCAGCAAAUGUUUGAUAUCAUUCUGAUUUAUCUGUACAUAUGCCAUUUGUUGCCUCUUCUUCUCAGUGAUGUUAUCUUCAACAUGCAAUGUUAAAAGAUUAGUUUGAUCUCAAUUCAGUAUGUGCUUUGUUUCUGAAGCCGUCACCAUUAGUUUAAUCUCAAUCUUCUUCACAUCACACAUAGUUUGGUGGUGUUUAGAUCCAACCGAGGCACUUGCUUGCCCCCACAUUAAUCAGACUUGUU
This is a messenger RNA of Eruca vesicaria subsp. sativa (arugula), 1122 nucleotides long. NCBI's taxonomy places the organism in Eukaryota, Viridiplantae, Streptophyta, Magnoliopsida, Brassicales, Brassicaceae. The record is from the annotation of a GenBank genome assembly.